Lotus japonicus is the source of this 2499-nucleotide messenger RNA. Its product is annotated as glutamine--fructose-6-phosphate aminotransferase [isomerizing] 1. NCBI's taxonomy places the organism in Eukaryota, Viridiplantae, Streptophyta, Magnoliopsida, Fabales, Fabaceae. Gene Ontology annotation, molecular function: L-glutamine:D-fructose-6-phosphate transaminase (isomerizing) activity; carbohydrate derivative binding. Gene Ontology annotation, biological process: UDP-N-acetylglucosamine metabolic process; fructose 6-phosphate metabolic process; protein N-linked glycosylation. The record is from RefSeq and is a predicted model, not a curated record. The coding region runs from base 74 to 2167 and encodes 697 amino acids. The transcript is spliced from 11 exons.
AUUUAAAAGGAAGAACAGUGCGAAAAAAACGAUUCAAGUAAGAAAAGAAAGAGAAGAAGAAGAAGAAGAAGAAAUGUGUGGGAUUUUCGCGUAUCUGAAUUUCAAGGUAACCAGAGAGAGAAGAUACAUCUUGCAGGUUCUCUUCAACGGCCUUCGACGGUUAGAGUAUCGCGGUUACGAUUCCGCCGGAAUCGCCAUCGAUUCUUCUUCUCCUCCGCCACCGCCACCGCCACAAUGCUCCCUCGACGAUUCCGACGAUCUCACUCCCUCUCCUCCUCCGCUCGUCUUCCGUCGUGAGGGGAACAUCGAGUCUCUCGUCAAAUCCGUCUACCAAGAAGUUGAUGAAACGGAAUUGGACUUGGAGGAAUGUUUCGGCACUCACGCCGGAAUUGCGCACACUCGUUGGGCUACUCACGGUGAGCCUGCUCCUAGAAACAGUCAUCCCCAAACUUCUGGUCCUGACAAUGAGUUCUUGGUUGUUCAUAAUGGAGUUAUCACUAACUAUGAGGUUUUGAAGGCUACGCUGCUGCGACAUGGCUUCACCUUUGAAUCUGAAACGGAUACAGAAGUCAUCCCCAAGCUUGCAAAGUUUGUUUAUGACAAAGCAAAUGAAGCAGCAGGUGGUCAGGUUGUUACCUUCAGUCAAGUUGUUCUAGAAGUUAUGAGGCAUCUUGAAGGAGCCUAUGCCCUUAUUUUCAAAAGUUCACAUUAUCCUAAUGAACUGAUUGCUUGCAAGCGGGGUAGCCCACUUCUCCUAGGUGUUAAAGAAUUGACAGAAACUAAGGAAAAUGGUUCAGCCUUUGAGGACGACAAAUUCCUAUCAAAAGAUGGACGACCCAAAGAACUGUUUUUGUCCAGUGAUGCCAAUGCUGUGGUUGAGCAUACAAAGAAAGUUCUAGUUAUUGAGGAUAGUGAAGUUGUUCAUCUCAAGGAUGGUGGGGUUUCUAUUUUGAAGUUUGAUAAUGACAUAGGAGAGCUAGGAACUCCUCUUUCAAGAGCCUCUUCAGUGCGACGUGCAUUAUCCGUUUUAGAGAUGGAGGUUGAGCAAAUAAAUAAAGGACAUUAUGAGCAUUACAUGCAGAAGGAAAUUCAUGAGCAACCUGAGUCUCUGACAACCACAAUGAGGGGGAGGCUUAUAUGUCGUGGAUCUAGCAAAUCCAAGUCUGUUCUGCUCGGUGGAUUGAAGGAUCACCUUAAAACAAUUAGGCGAAGUAGAAGGAUAGUAUUCAUUGGUUGUGGUACAAGUUAUAAUGCUGCUUUGGCGGCUAGACCUAUCCUGGAAGAACUUUCUGGUAUUCCUGUUACUAUGGAAAUUGCUAGUGAUCUGUUGGAUCGGGAGGGCCCAAUAUAUCGCGAAGAUACAGCUGUUUUUGUUAGUCAAUCCGGUGAAACUGCAGACACUUUACUUGCACUGCAAUAUGCUUUAGACAAUGGCGCAUUAUGUGUUGGGAUAACAAACACUGUUGGUAGCGCAAUAGCAAGGAAUACUCACUGUGGUGUUCAUAUAAAUGCUGGAGCUGAGAUUGGUGUGGCAAGUACCAAGGCAUACACGAGCCAAAUAGUAGUUAUGGCCAUGGUGGCUCUUGCAAUAGGAGGUGAUACAAUUUCCAAUCAAGGGAGAAGAGAAGCUAUUAUAGAUGGUCUUUUUGACCUGCCAAAUAAAGUCAGAGAGGUGCUGAAGCUUGAUCAGGAGAUGAAGGAUCUUGCACAGCUAUUGAUUGCUGAGCAGUCACUUCUUGUCUUUGGGAGAGGAUACAACUAUGCAACUGCUCUGGAGGGAGCUUUGAAAGUAAAGGAAGUGGCACUUAUGCACAGUGAAGGGAUACUCGCAGGUGAAAUGAAGCAUGGCCCUCUGGCAUUAGUGGAUGAAAAUCUUCCAAUUGUUGUCAUAGCUACCCGCGAUGCUUGCUUCAGCAAACAGCAGUCAGUUAUUCAACAACUCCGUGCCCGCAAAGGUCGCCUGCUAGUUAUUUGUUCAGAAGGUGAUGCUGCUUCUGUAUGCCCCGGUGAAUCUUGCAGGGUUAUUGAAGUUCCACAAGUUGCGGACUGUCUUCAACCUGUAAUUAACGUAGUUCCGUUGCAGUUAUUGGCAUAUCAUCUGACUGUGCUGAGGGGAUUUAAUGUGGACCAGCCUCGUAAUCUAGCCAAGAGUGUUACCACUCAAUAAAGAAAUUUGGUGACUUCACUUUCUUAAUUUGAUUCUGACACAAAGUAAUAUCAAGAUCCUUAGAAAGCUCCCCUUGAUCUGCAAUUCUUUGUCUUAGACAGGGUGGCAUCCUAGUUGUAUUGUAAAUGAAUAGAUGUAGGCUUAAAGGUUUAUUUACAAGCCACCUUCUCACCAGGCAGAAUAGACAUCAACCAUUUCCUGAGGUAUUUGUGUUUGUUUGAUAUGGUUUAUUACAUCUUCGAUGUAUUUGAUUUGCUGAAUCCUGUAUUGGAUGCUUGAGCUCAGUAGCAAUCAGAAUCACAAAAACGAAAUGGACAUCAUUUUCCAUGGAA